Molecule: messenger RNA, 1089 nt
Organism: Penicillium macrosclerotiorum
Lineage: Eukaryota; Fungi; Ascomycota; Eurotiomycetes; Eurotiales; Aspergillaceae
Product: DUF2406 domain-containing protein
Exons: 4
Coding region: 1-1089 (362 amino acids)
Source: RefSeq, a predicted model, not a curated record
AUGGCAGCCCCCCAACCGCCCACGGCUCCUCCGCAUCGGAGUCGUGGUUUCAGCGUGAAAUCCGAACAGUCGCAUCGCUCCAGUACCUCCGGUCACAAAUCCCAUCUCUCCGAGAGUUCCCAGGAGAAGGCCAAGCGCAAUCUCCAUACCAAAGCCGACCCACUCGUCGCCAUGAACGAGUUGCAGCCCAUGGCCGUCGCCCUCGAGCAGGGCACGAUAGGCUCUCUCCGUGAUAUCCAGCACAAAGACCAAUUCGGCAAUCCAAUCACUGACCCCGAUUGGUCCAACCCGACUCGGCCUCGAUUUGAGCGUCCGCUCGAUACUAUCCGCUCCUUUGAGGCGGCCAUCUAUGGCACAUACAAUAGCACCCGCCCGAAUUCCUAUGCCCGCACAGGUUCGUUGGGCUCCACCUUCACCUCCACCCCAGGUCCCCAGUCUAAUCAAUUCCCAGUAGACGACGCCGCCUCCCAGAUGGGAGAUUUCAGCCGCCGCACCAGCACCUACGGCCCCAAUCCCUACGCCAACCGCGGCUACAGUGAGCAAAACGCCCACUAUGGCCGUAGCGGACCCUCUCGUCCCGACAGCAUGAUCGAUGCCUAUGGUUCCCAAGCUCCCGACAACUACUAUCCUCCGAGCAAUCAGAACGGUGGCCGUCGCCCGCGUGGUGCGGCCCGCAUGUCCUCCGACCAAAAUCACGGCUACGGCUACCAGCAGCAGAACUACCAGCGUUCCUACGACAAUGUCACUGCCAUGUCCGGCUCCGGCUCUGGCUACACCGACCCGUCCGGACAGUCCACCGACCCCAGCUCACUGAACAGCUCCAUGGACCAGUUGCAACAGGCUGCUCUGCAGCAACAGCGCCUUGACGAGCGCGCGCAAGCCGAGUACGGCUUCCAGGGCUUCAAUGCGGGGCCUAAUCUUCACGGCAAGGGCAUGCCCUCGGCGCCGGCGCCGACGGCUGAUCCAAACUGGGGUGGAGGUUCGCCAUCUGGUUCGCAAGCCCCGAGGAGGACGCCCGUUGCAGCGCCACCGAAACCCCCGGCGGAGAAGCGGAAGAGUUGGUUUAAGAAGCGAUUUAGCAAAGAUUAG